ACAUACGAGAGGAGAACAAAAAAUAAAGAAUAAAAAUUAUUUUUCAUAUAAAUAAAUUGCGAAAAUUUAGUGCUAAAAAUAGUUUAAAAACGAAAAUUUUAUCGAAAUAUAUUUCUAAUGUUUAAAUACAUUAUUUAAAUUGUGAAAAAGAGAAAUUAAGUGACAGACAGGCGUUUGCAGACAUAUUGUGGCCAUAAAAUAGAAGAAAUAUGUCUAUUUUGAGACAAUGUGGUGCUUUGGUAGCAAAGCAAUUAAUAGCACCACAACGCCAUGUAUUGAACAAUUCUAUAGGAGUACUGCCGGCUGUGGCAAAACGUAUAAAUCUAAAUGUUCAAGAGGAGGCAACACCAUUUGGUAGCAGGGGCCACAAAAAAUUUGGUCACCAAAAGGAAAUCACUCCAAACUUUACCAAGUUCUUUCAUUUUAUAAUUGGUUCGAUGUUUGUGAUUUGCUUGAUGGAUUGGAAAAAAGCGAAAAACUUUCUUAUGCCCAAAGUUGAUGCUGAUGCAGGCGUAGAAAAUGGUUCAGAUGUUGAGAAAAAAGCCAAAACUAAAAAAUUAUCGAAAGAGGAAAGAAAAGCCAAGGAUGCCAAACAUGAUUCCAAUAGAGAUACUGAUACUGACAGUGAAAAUGACAUGGCUAGUGAAGAAGGCGAAGAAGAAAACGCCGUCAAUGAACAGUCAUUGAAGACUAACCGUGCAGAAAAGGAUAAAGUGGGCUUUCGUGAGCGAAAGAUAAUUGAAUAUGAAAAUCGUAUUCGCCAAUUCUCCACACCCGAUAAGGUGUUUCGUUAUUUUGCCACAAUACAAGUGCCAACAUCAGAUGAUCGUCAUGAAAUCUUUAUGACACCAUCUGAUUUUCUAACAAGUAUGACACCUGGUAUGAAACAGCCAGAGGGUUUGGGUCUCGACCAAUACAGACGUUAUGAUCCCAAGUCUGUUGGCGAAUGUUUGAACUUACAUUUGGAGAGGAAUAGUAUUUUCUAUAAAUUGGGUUCAUAUGGCUUAAUCACCUUCUCCGAUUACAUCUUUUUGCUCACAGUUUUGUCAACAUCUCGCCGCCAUUUUGAAAUCGCAUUUCAAAUGUUUGAUUUAAAUGGUGAUGGCGAUGUGGAUUGUGAAGAAUUCGAAAUGGUAGCCACACUUGUCAGACAGCAGACUAGUAUUGGCAGUCGUCAUCGAGAUCACGCCAAUACGGGCAAUACUUUCAAGGGCGUGAACUCGGCCUUGACCACGUAUUUCUUUGGUCCCAACUUGGAUCAGAAAUUGACCAUACAAAAAUUCUUGGAUUUUCAACAACAAUUGCAACGGGAAAUUUUAUCGCUGGAAUUUGAGCGCAAACAUCCCAAUGAGGAGGGCAUGAUUACUGAAGCUGAUUUUGCCGAACUAUUGCUGGCAUAUGCAGGUUAUACUGUAAAGAAGAAGCAACGUAAGUUGAAACGGGUAAAGAGACGUUUCCGUGACCAUUCUCUUGGCAUAUCGAAGAAGGACUAUCUGGACUUUUUCCAUUUUCUCAACAAUGUCAAUGAUGUUGAUACAGCCCUGACAUUCUAUCACAUUGCUGGUGCUUCCAUUGACCAGGCCACAUUAAAGCAUGUGGCCAAAACAGUAGCCAUGGUUGAGCUGUCGGAUCAUGUUAUAGAUGUCGUUUUCACCAUUUUCGAUGAGAACAAUGACAACCAAUUGAGUAAUCGUGAAUUCAUUGCGGUUAUGAAAAAUCGCGUUCAACGCGGUUUAGAAAAACCCAAAGAUACAGGCUUUGUUAAACUGAUGCGCUCGAUGUUGAAAUGUGCUCGUGAAACGAAACCAGUGCUACUGGAUCUUUAAAUUAAUCAGUUGACGUCAUCCUAUAGUUUUAAUUAGUCUCAACAAUAUUUGCUAACAAUUCUUUAUCAGGAUUGUACAAUUUUGAAAUUAUCUAAAUUAUUUUAUAACAAUUACUGCUACUACGAUGACUUUUGUUUAAUGUAAAUACGUACUUACAAACCUAGUUUUACAUGUUUAUCUACUCAAUACUAAUAAUAAAUGUUUUACUUUUUUUUCUUUGUUCUUAAAGAAUUUUUUUGUCUAACAAGUAUCCUUAUAAUUUGUUAAAAUAAAAUGAAUACAUAUUUAACUCAUAUAUAAAA
Molecule: messenger RNA, 2128 nt
Organism: Calliphora vicina (urban bluebottle blowfly)
Lineage: Eukaryota; Metazoa; Arthropoda; Insecta; Diptera; Calliphoridae
Gene: MICU1
Product: Mitochondrial calcium uptake 1
Exons: 9
Coding region: 210-1826 (538 amino acids)
Biological process (GO): mitochondrial calcium ion homeostasis; calcium import into the mitochondrion
Cellular component (GO): uniplex complex
Molecular function (GO): calcium ion binding
Source: RefSeq, a predicted model, not a curated record